Molecule: messenger RNA, 8256 nt
Organism: Colletes gigas
Lineage: Eukaryota; Metazoa; Arthropoda; Insecta; Hymenoptera; Colletidae
Gene: sdk
Product: protein sidekick
Exons: 28
Coding region: 905-7567 (2220 amino acids)
Biological process (GO): cell-cell adhesion
Molecular function (GO): protein binding
Source: RefSeq, a predicted model, not a curated record
CUCCGUGGGUAUUUUUUAUUUUAAUAAGAAAACGUGUAAAUGAAUUUCCAAAAAAUUUAACGGUGUUGCCAGGUGUUACCAGGUGAAUGUGACCGUUUUGUGCUGCGUUACUUGAGACUUUCCUGAAGGGACAACGGUGCAGAAGAAAGUAUUGAAACACGAUAGUUCAUAAUUUUCGUAUACAGUGUAUUUGUUAGAAAUUAAACUAUUACAAUAGAUGUGAAUUCAAGUGCACCGACAAUUGAAUGUUUAACUUAUCUAACAUACGUGUUUCAAAUCGUCGACACUAGCAUUGCGUACGUCCCACAAAGAUCUCUAACUUUUUUCUUAUUCUCGCGACGAUAUUUCCGUGUGAUUCCGUUUGUCAACCGAUGCAUUUUCUAUCGUUUUACGAUAAUCACAGAGAUUCGUUUACGCGUUUAACGAAUCCCGCAGCGUUUUAAGCGUAUACGCGUAUAAUCGGUCAACAAAUAUUUGGAAUGUUACGAUGAACCGUAAGAAAGCCUUCAGCGACACGUUAAACGUAAUCUGACAAAAGAAGUGUUAGACUUGAUGCAUCGAUCUGAAAGCAAGAAAAAAAAGUGCCGACGAAUACAAGAAAGUCGAAUGGAUAUAGGCACGGAUGCUACAUGAUCGUAAGUUUCUUGAAAGGAGGAGGGACUGCGAGUGCAAGUAAGAGGAAUGUUGUCUCACAGGUGUACGUCGUAAUGCUCUUCCGUUACGCCUCUCGAAAGAAAACGUAAUCGAGGCUGAACUCGCCACGUGAACUCAAAAAUGCGGAGAGCGUCUAGGAAUUGUCGGUAUUCGUUCGCGUGACUCUGCCGUGCGAUUGUAUGACGUUCUGUAGUGAAGUGUGAAGGAAGUGCAAGUGGCAGAGCGGUUCAGCCAGAAUUUACCAAGUAACAUGGAGUUGCCGUGGAGAAAUGCGGUGGCGGACCUGUCGACCUUCCUGAGCACGAGGACGCGGAUUUUGUUUGCCGCUGUUUAUUUCAUCUGGAUCGCUGGGAGCGCCUGCGCCACUGAGACCCUCCAGGAACCGCGCUUCACCACUCAGCCUUCCAGCAGCGGCAAUAUUCUUAGCGAAAAUCGAACGAAAUUUCUGCAGUGUCAAGCGAGAGGACAUCCUCAGCCGAAGUACAAAUGGUUCAAGGAUGGGGUGCCUCUCAGCAACGAGCUUACCUCGGAACCAUAUUUUCGAAUACAAAGUACACGCAGAGAGGACGCGGGAGUGUAUCACUGUGUCGCCACGAACGACGUGGGGUCCAUAUUUAGCGAAAGAAUUACAUUCGCGGUAGCGUAUAUGGGGUUGUUCGAGGACCUCACAGAGAGAAUAGUAACCGUAAAAUCGGGCAGUGCAGCUGUUUUAACACUGCCUCCUGUAGAAAGCCAUCCUGCACCUGACGUUACGUGGUUCGCGUCGGACGGCUCGUUGUUGUACGGGAUAAAAUAUGCGUCCGCUCAUCAUACUUUGCUCAUCUUGAACGCAUCCGAGAGCGACGAAGGCCUGUACAGGGCCAGAGCUAUUAACACACAGUUGGGCAAAGAGGAGAACAGUCCAUUUUUCAAGCUGCAAGUUACGGGAGACGCGAACGCGGAAGUGGCACCCACUAUAAUAGUGAAACCGCAGGACACGCAAAUAAUCAAAGAUCAGGAUGUCACUUACAUACAUUGCAUCGCGAAUGCUAGGUCGCUCCACGAGUUACGUACUCUUUGGACGAAAGACGGGAUUCCGAUCGAGAACUCCAGGAUAUCGUACAGCUUUAAUGACUCGUGGAACAGGACUUUGGCGUUGAUAUCGGCGAACAUAACUUAUACAGGGGUGUAUUCUUGUCACGUGGAUUUGAGGAGCGGUGGAUACCCAACGGUGAACGCGAGCGCAAAAGUUGUCGUGUAUGAGAGACCAAUGUUCAUAACGGAAUUAAAACGAGAAACUCUUAGCGAUUAUGGAUCAACCGUGACGUUACCGUGCGAUGCUAUUGGUGUUCCACCUCCAAAAAUUAGUUGGUUCCGUAAUGCUGAGCCUGUUGAUCAUUUACUUGGAUCCAGAUACGCAAUGGAAGAAGAUGGCUCCUUGACAAUUAAAAAGUUAACAAUGAACGACUCUGGAAUGUUUCAAUGUCUUGCUUCCAACGAAGCUGGCGAAGCAUCCAGUUAUACCUGGUUGAAAGCUAAAAAAGGAUUAGAAAGCAGACUGAAAAACAGAGUUAUCCGCUGGGCAGCUGGCUACAAUGUAGUCAGAGUUCGCCAAUCUGAUCGCCGUAUUAAGUUCUCUCGAUAUCCAGACACGUCUGGACCAAUCAUGGAAAAUGGUCCUCAGAAUUUAACGAUAUUAGAUGGAAAAGAUGCAACGCUAACGUGUAAUGCUGUGGCAGCUCCCAUACCCAACACUACGUGGAUUUACAAUGAUACGGUUCUCGUGGAGAUCGCAGGCAGAGUACAAGUUUUAGAUAAUGGGGAUCUUUUAAUUGCUGCUGUGAAACCAAACGAUGCAGGAAAAUACACGUGUAUUCGAGCUAACGAAGCUGGCUCUGUGAAUGGUUCCGCAUAUCUUACUGUUUUAGUACGGACACAGAUUAUUCAACCACCUGUUGAUACGUCUGUACUUCUUGGAUACACUGCGGAAUUACAGUGCAAAGUUUCGAACGAUCCAAGCGUUCUGUACGAUAUAGCUUGGUUUCAUAAUUCACAAGUAAUAAAUACGCAAGCCAGUCAAAGAGUGAAAAUGCGUAACGAUGGCACGUUGGAAAUAGUCGCCGUCCGAGCUUCCGACGUAGGUGAAUACAUGUGUUCAGUAGUCUCUCCUGGAGGAAAUGAAACUCGAUCAGCGCGUCUUAGCGUAAUCGAAUUGCCCUUUGCGCCAAUAAACGUAAUGGCCAGUCGAGUCGAGCGAAUAUCUCCCCGUACGAUAAACGUUAGUUGGGUGCCUGGUUUUGAUGGAAACAGUCCAACCAAGAAGUUUAUAGUCCAGAGAAGAGAGGUUUCCGAUCUUGGACCUAUACCUGAUUCUGCGCUAAAUUGGAUCACCGAAAAUGAUAAUGUUUCGGCGCAAAGUCGUUGGGUGUUGUUGAACAAUUUGAAAGCCGCUGCUGCGUAUCAGUUUCGAGUGAGCGCGGAAAACAGUGUUGGCGAAGGACCACACUCCGAUCCUAGUAAUGUAGUAGCUCUUCCUCAAGAACCUCCUAGUGGGCCACCGAUGGGGUUUGUUGGCUCCGCUCGAUCGUCGUCGGAGAUAAUAACGCAGUGGCAGCUUCCAUUGGAGGAGUAUCGAAACGGCCAUAUUUUAGGAUAUAUGUUAAGAUAUCGUUUGCACGGUUACAACGACAGUCCAUGGACGAUACAGAAUAUUACCAACGAGGCACAAAGAAAUUAUCUCAUUACCGAUCUGAUUACAUGGAAAGACUAUAUUGUGCAGAUAGCAGCGUACAAUGAUAAAGGCGUCGGGGUGUUCACCGAGGGUUUGAAGAUUAAAACUAAAGAGGGAGUGCCGGAAGCUCCUCCGACCAACGUAAAAGCGAAAGCUAUCAAUUCUGUCGCGAUAAAAGUUUGGUGGAAGCCACCGAAUCCGCAAAAGAUCAAUGGAAUAAACCAGGGUUACAAAUUGCAAGCCUGGGUGGGCCAUAAUUUUACAGAAGCAAACGAAUACAAGUCGAUGACCGUGCCACCUAGUCUGUUCGAUCCUCUCGCAGAACAAAGUGCCAUUAUGACUGGGUUGAAGAAGUAUACCCUGUAUAAUAUAACCGUGUUGUGCUUCACCGAUCCAGGCGACGGUGAAAGAAGUUUGGCGGUUCAAGUCCGAACACGCGAAGACGUACCUGAAGAAGUAGAAAAUUUACAGUUCGAAGAUAUAAGCGAUCGAUCGCUUACCGUAAAAUGGAGUCCUCCGAACGAGAGCAACGGGAUUCUCACGCAAUACCAAUUAAAGUAUAUGAUCAAAGACCUACCCGAUUCUCAAAGGGCUGACAAUAUAACGGCAGACGUUCUGUCACUGAAAAUUGAACAUUUGCAAGCAAUGACACAUUACAAGUUCGAAGUAAAUGCUUGGACCUCCGUGGGCCCUGGGAAACCGAGAGUCGCUGUCAUCCAAUCGGGAGUCGAGCCUGUUCUUCCAGAACCACCCACCAAGUUGGCGUUGUCCAAUAUAGAUGCGUUUUCGGUUGUUCUACAAUUCACACCGGGAUUCGAUGGCAAUUCGUCUAUAACGAAGUGGACGGUGCAAGCGCAAACGACUCGAAACACUACCUGGUACAACAUAUACGAAGUCUCAGAUCCUGAUGCUAGUACAAUCACUGUGGGUGGCCUAAUUCCUUUCAUGCAAUACAAAUUACGAUUAAUCGCUAACAACGUGGUUGGUGCGUCUCAGCCUUCCGAGCCAACGAAAGAGUUUCAAACUAUCCAAGCACCGCCGUCGCAUCCUCCCAGAAAUGUAACGGUUCGUGCAAUGAGCGCUACGGAAUUACGCGUCAGGUGGAUUCCAUUACAGCAGAUAGAAUGGUAUGGCAAUCCAAGAGGAUAUAAUGUUACUUAUAACGAGGUGCGGACGAAUACAUCAAAAAGCAUAACUAUAGAGGAUCAUACCGCAAAUUCUUAUGUAUUAGAAAAUAUGGAGGAAUAUGCUCUUUACGAAAUCGUGAUGCAAGCAUUUAAUGACGUUGGCUCGUCUACACUGAGUCCCAAAGCAGUUGAAAGGACUCGUGAAUCAGUCCCUUCGAUGGGGCCCAUUAAUGUAGAAGCAAAUGCAACAUCUUCCACAACUAUACUAGUAAGAUGGGGCGAUGUUCCUAUAGAACAUCAGAAUGGACAAAUAGAAGGAUUCAAAGUCUACUACGGAGCAAAUGCUAGAUCAGCAUUCCAAUACAAAAACAUUCCUAGUAACACUACAUUUACGACGACUUUGACGGAACUUCGAAAGUUUGUUCAGUAUCAUGUACAAGUUUUAGCUUUUACUAGGCUUGGCGAUGGAACUCUAAGCACCCCGCCAGUUAGAGUACAAACAUUUGAAGAUGCUCCGGGGCCUCCUUCGAACGUAUCAUUCCCUGAUGUUAGCUUUACUACUGCCCGCAUCAUUUGGGAUACUCCGGAAGAUCCAAACGGAGAGAUUCUCGCCUACAAAGUUAUGUUUCACCUGAAUAAUAGUCAAGAUCAUCAAUUUUCUAAAGAAUUUCCUGCAUCGGAUAGAACUUUCAGAGCUACUAGUUUAGAACCGGAAAAAUAUUACAUGUUUUCUGUAACCGCGCAAACAAGACUGGGUUGGGGUAAAACAGCGUACGCUCUUGUUUUCACAACAAACAACAGGGAACGUCCCCAGGCGCCGUCGAUGCCGCAAGUAAGCAGAUCGCAAGUACAAAGUCGUCAGAUAACGUUUACCUGGACGCCUGGUCGCGAUGGAUUCGCUCCACUACGUUAUUACACGGUGCAACAAUCAGAAAAUUCAGGACCAUUUCAAAUUAUUCCCGAAAGGGUGGAACCGACCUUAACGUCUUAUACAGCAAAUAAUUUGAAACCCUUCACGUUCUAUCAAUUCCGUAUACAAGCUACUAACGAUAUAGGUCCUUCAACUUGGAGCACAGAAUCUGUUCAAGUUCAAACUUUACCAGCUGCACCUUCUCGAGGUGUCACUGGAUUGAAAGUUGUUCCGAUAACAACCUCUAGUAUAGAGGUUCAUUGGAAUGCAAUAGACGAAGUAUACUGGAGCGGAGAUCACGAAACGGGUGGUUAUCGCGUUAUUUAUCAACCAGUUUCUGAUUUUCCAACGGCCCUUCAAGACACGCCAAAGGAAGAAGUUUUAGGAAUAAAAGCUACAAAAAUUGUCUUAAGUGACCUAACGGAAGAUAGGUAUUACGAGGUAGUGGUACUACCCUUUAAUUCUGAGGGAGAAGGUCCAUCGAGCCCUCCAGUGACCGUGUAUGUUGGAGAAGCGGUUCCUACGGGAGAACCGCAACAUUUAAAAGCAGAACCAAUUUCUUCUACGGAAGUUCAGUUACGUUGGAAACCACCCCAAGCUAACAUGCAGAAUGGAGAUUUAUUAGGAUAUAAAAUUUUCUAUUUGGUUACCGAUUCUCCUCAAGAACUGGAGAACAAACAAGAGGAAGAAAUAGAAGUCGUGCCAGCGUCAUACUUAACGCAUAGCUUAGUUUUUCUGGAUAAAUACACAGAAUAUCGUAUCCAAGUUUUGGCAUUUAAUCCUGCCGGUGAUGGGCCACGGUCUCCGCCCAUUACCGUCAGGACUAAGCAGGAUAUACCUGGGCCACCUCAUAAUCUACAGUUUUCAGAGAUUACAAUGACUAGUCUUCGUGUUUCUUGGGAAGCACCGAAACUACGUAACGGUGAAAUAGUUGGUUACAUUGUUACUUACGAAACAGCAGAACAAAAUGAUCGUUUUAGUAAGCAAGUUAAACAAAAAGUAACAGAAACAAGUUUACUAAUCCAACCUCUAGAAGAGGAAGAGACGUAUACCUUCAUGGUUCGCGCACAAACCAUUGAUUUUGGACCACCCAUAUCGGGAAAUGUUACAACAGGUCCGCAAGAAGGUUCACCGAUAGCGCCAAGUAAUCUUGCUGUUACUAAAACAGUGUCUAGCGUCGAAUUACAAUGGACUAAUGGAGCUUCUGGAAAGGGACCGAUUUUGGGAUACUACAUUGAAACACGUCGAAAAGCAAUGGAAGAAUGGCAGCAUUAUGACAGUCGUUGGCAGACAAUAGUACGCAGUAGUAAUGGACCAUUAACAGAAUAUUCGGUAUCCUAUCAAAAUCUACUGCCGUCUACGUCGUAUCUGUUCAGAGUAAUAUCGUACAAUCGUUACGGCAUCAGCUAUCCGGCAUAUUCUACAGAAACGAUAUUAACUCCAUCAAAGCUGUAUCUUGAAUAUGCCUAUUUACAACACAGACCGUUCUACAGACAAACUUGGUUUAUGGUUACUUUAGCUGCUGCCUCGAUUAUAAUCAUUAUAAUGGUCAUAGCGGUGCUAUGCGUGAAAAGUAAAAGUUACAAAUAUAAACAAGAAGCACAAAAAACUCUCGAGGAGUCUAUGGCAAUGGACACGGAUGAUAGGCAAGAAUCUGAUUUAGAAUUAUAUAGAUCGAGACAAGGAGGAGGUGGAGCUAUCAACAUGGCUAGUGCUUGUGGUACUUUGGGUAAAAGAAACACUCUGUCAAGAAAGUCCAUGCACCCUCCUCCUCCUGCAAUGCUAGGCAAAUCACCUCCUAGACCCUCACCAGCGUCGGUCGCUUAUCACAGCGAUGAAGAAAGUCUCAAGGGGUACGAUGAAAAUCCCGAUGAUAGUAGUGUUACAGAAAAACCUUCUGAAAUUAGUUCAACAGAUUCACAGGGAUCUGAAAGUGAGAAUGAAAGUGUACAGUCGGAUCCACAUUCCUUCGUAAAUCAUUACGCUAAUGUAAAUGAUUCUCUGAGACAGUCGUGGAAGCGUCAAAAACCAGUUAGAAAUUAUUCAUCAUACACCGAUUCUGAACCCGAAGGUAGUGCUGUUGUCAGUUUAAACGGAGGUCAAAUUAUUAUGAACAAUAUGGCGAGGUCGAGAGCCCCUUUGCCUGGCUUCUCGUCGUUCGUAUAAUUCAUUUUUUAAUGAAAAGCUUUUUAUUAAGUAGAUAGGGUGCCGGUUUAACAUAACGACACUUUAAAUCGUUAUGCGACUAUUAAGUUAAAAUGAAUUUGUGCUGAGUCAGGAUUGGUUCCAGUAUUUUAAAAUUAUUUAAGCGAAUUGUUACUUUAGGAGAAAGAGUUGAAAAUUACUAGACAUGUAAGGAGAAACUGGUUGUUAAAAUUUGGAUCGUUCUCGUAGACUAGGGAUAGUUCGUUAGAAUUUUAAUAGCUCAGCACUGAAAUUGAUAUAUACAGAGUUAAAGACUUACGUUGAAACACGUAUUCAUGAGUGUUUCACGCACGCUGACAUUUCGUAUAGUAAUUUUAAUGCUUCUGGCACCAUCAUAUUGUGAUAUAUUGAGAUACAUAUUAUUUAUAAUUUUAGAUAAGGUCGUAAUGUGUAUAAUGAAUAUUUUUACUUUUGUUAAGUAAAUUUAAAUCGGAACGCUGCACGGAUCUCGAAUAAUGCAAUGCUUGCAUUUUUCUAAGUAUAAGAAGUAUACUUCUAAGCCAUCUGUUGACGUGACGUAUAAAAAUGCAAUAGAAUAAUGUUAUUAGUUAAACAAAGAACAAUAUGAAAACGAAAACUGCCAGAGACAACCAGGUAGCAACUAUUAAAAUGAAAAAGGAAACAAUAUUUUAAUACUAAAUUAAUAUGAA